Doryrhamphus excisus (bluestripe pipefish) is the source of this 2219-nucleotide messenger RNA. The record is from RefSeq and is a predicted model, not a curated record. Lineage: Eukaryota; Metazoa; Chordata; Actinopteri; Syngnathiformes; Syngnathidae.
GGGCACGUACCUGUUUGUAUGGCAACUAGCAUUGCUGCUAAUACCCAACUAGCUUUGGGCGAUAGGCCUUAGAAUAUAUGACGAUAGAAAAGGUAAAAAUUGUAUAAAAAGCUAUAGACCCGAACAAAUAUACUACUAUAUACUAUCUCAAAUUAUAAAGCACAUUUAUUUAUUGGUAACAAACUGACUAACCUUUCUCGUGGGAUGUCAGCCUCUGCACACAUUGCUACUACAUCUUUAACAACUGGAAUGCUGUUUGUUCACUGCACAGGCCACCAGGAGAACAACAACUUUUGCUCAGUGAACAUCAACAUUGGCCCUGGAGACUGCGAGUGGUUCUCCGUGCAUGAGAACUACUGGCAAGCCAUCAAUGACUUCUGUGAGAAGCAUGGAGUGGAUUACUUGACGGGCUCCUGGUGGCCUGUGUUGGAGGACCUCUACAACGCCAAAAUCCCAGUGUACCGUUUCAUCCAGAGGCCAGGAGAUUUGGUGUGGAUCAAUGCUGGGACCGUUCACUGGGUGCAGGCCGUGGGUUGGUGCAACAACAUUGCCUGGAAUGUGGGACCGCUCAACGCUUACCAGUACCAGCUGGCCCUGGAGAGGUUUGAGUGGAAUGAAGUCAAGAAGGUGAAGUCCAUCGUCCCCAUGAUUCACGUGUCUUGGAAUGUGGCCCGAACACUCAAAAUCACUGACCCAGACACAUACAAGAUGAUCAAACACUGUCUGUUGCAGUCCAUGAAGCACAUCCAGAUCCUACGUGACCAACUGGUGUCUAAGGGAAAGAAGAUCUCCUACCAGAGCAGAGUCAAGGAUGAGCCUGCCUACUACUGCAACGAAUGCGAUGUGGAGGUGUUCAAUUUGUUGUUUGUGACGAGUGAGAGUAGCAGCAAGAAGACCUACGUGGUGCACUGUGAAGACUGUGCACAUGAGCGCAGUCCCAGCUUGAACAACGUGGUGGUGCUGGAGCAAUACUCAAUGGAGGAGCUCAUGAGCACGUACGAUUCCUUUAGCCUGUCAUCGUCGUUGUCAUCCUCUUCCUCCUCCUCCUCCUCCUCACGGUGACACCACUUCCUUCCCGCACAUCCUCAGCCACAACCAAAACUCCUGCAAGUCAGGACAAAAAGUUAGCUUAUUUAAGAUUUGGUGUUGUUUUUUUUUGUACUACUGCUAAAACUUGCCGGACAGCCAGUUGAAUUUGUUUACGCCCUCUUACUGUUUACAAAUAAACACAUAGCAAACCGCCAAUCAAACUUCAGUUUACUCUCAGAUGGUGCUUUGUCUUGAAUACUGAACUGUACAUUUUUUGUGGUGUGCUGUCUUUUUUUAAAAUCAAAUAAUUUAUUGUUCUUUUUCCUAAACUAGAUAUAUAUACCACAUUGGCCUUGUCACUUGUAUUUAGAAAAGAGCAAAUGAAAAAAUACUAAUAGAGAUAUGGAGUUUUUUCUAAAGCAUUAAGAAUUUAAAAUUUUACAUUUGUUUGGAAUGAUUCAAGACAUACGGGUUUGAAUGACUUUUUUUAGGGGGGUGGGCGGGUUAUUUGAUAUUUGUCUGUGUUGUAAAAAAAAUCUUGUUUUUUUUUAAUGAAUUCUACAUUUAUCUCUCCUGGAAAUGAUUAACAUUCAAUUGUCAAACAUGAUCUUUUUUUUUCCAAAAUUCAUCUGGUGCUGAUUGCAAAUUGUACAUUUUAAUUUAAAAGCAUUCCCUCUAUUUAUUGGAUAUCAAGGUCCUCCCUAUUUUGACGGGGUUGUACAUGCUUCUCAGUUUUGAUGGUGCUUGCCAAUGAUGACAUUAGAAACAUCUUUCUCAAAAAUAACGCCACAUUUUCCUGUAGACUAGACACACACCGCUCACCUAAUUUUGUAUGAUGAUUAAGGGGAUUACUUGUUUUUCUUUUCCAAAGGUUUUCAGAAAGUCAUUUGUUUUGAUCAUUUAGGAGAUUAAUAAUUUUAUGAUAUAAUCUGAUGAAUGGGAUAGAUGGUGCUAAAAGUUCAUUUUUUUUGGAGAAAUCUAUUUUUCCUGUUGCAAUAUUACAUUUUUUCCUUCUUUGUGCUCAUCUAUUUAUAAGUGCACUGUUUUAGAGAGUUCUCACACACACACACACACACACACCAAACUGAGCCAGACAUGUCUUAAAACACUUUGUGAAUUUGUGUGACAUUACUAUGACUUAUUAAUAAACCAACAAGACUUGUAUUCCCUCUUUGUGUUUAUCAUUAUUA